AAUUAAUCCUAAAAAAUGUCACUUCUGUACAAACGAAAUGCAAUUUCUUGAACAUAUAGUUGGUGUUGAUAGAAUUAAACUGGACUCUCAAAAGGUUGAUAAAUUAAACAAUCUUCCCUCUUCUAAAACUAUUACUCAACUUAGAGCCUUCUUAGACUUAGCAUUUUAUUAUAAACGUUUCAUAGAAGGAUUUUCUACAAAGGCUGGACCUUUGUUAAAAUUAUUGAAAAAGGAUGAACCUUUUAUUUAG
This is a messenger RNA of Dentiscutata heterogama, 250 nucleotides long. NCBI's taxonomy places the organism in Eukaryota, Fungi, Glomeromycota, Glomeromycetes, Diversisporales, Gigasporaceae. The record is from the annotation of a GenBank genome assembly.